UGUCGUCCUAAACAAAACCUAACUCUCUAAUAGAGCGCUGGACUGAACCCUACUGUCUCUCUCUCCGGCCUCCCACUCUCCUCUCCGAUUCGAGUAGGAAGAAAACGAAGAGAAUCGGAAGACGAAGAGAAGAGGACUUCGCGUACUACGGGGUUCGUCCUCUCUCUCAUUUCCUCCCUCGAAAUCUUCGAGCUUAACAACAUUGAGGCAGCGCGAUACGGGAUUUUUAUGCCUGCCCUCUCCGUGUCGCUAUCUGGGUGAUUUAUUUUCGAAAAAUUGGCGUUUCGUUUGCUGAAUCGGAAGGUUUCUGAGUGGUAUGGAUGAAAAGAGGUAUGCAAAACAAACAUCAGGAAAUUUCAGGAAACGGCCCCGUGAUCAAUUUGAUAAUGGGAAACGAAAGAAACACAAUCCUAACCGUGAUCAUGGUUCUACUAAUAAACCUAUUGAUACAAUUUACCGCAUCCUUUGCCCUGUUAAAAAGAUUGGUAGUGUUCUGGGUAGAGGAGGUGAUAUUGUUAACGCCCUUAGAGAUGAGACCCAUGCAAAAAUAAGGGUUGCAGAUGCUAUUACCGGUGCAGAGGAGAGAGUAAUUAUUAUUUUUAAUUACCCAUCCCAAUCUGAAGAAAACAAUCCUGGUCAGGAUACUGAAAAUAGUGAUAAAAAUGAGCUAGAGGACAUGCUACCCCACUGUCCUGCCCAGGAUGCUUUACUCAAGAUUCAUGACAGGAUUGCUGCAGAUGAGAUUUUACGUGGUGGUGUCGUGCAAGAGAGAACUGAAUCUGAUGAUAUUGUUACUGCUCGAAUUUUGGUCCCAAAAAAUCAAGUUGGAUGCCUUCUUGGCAAGGGUGGAAAUAUUAUUCAGCAACUGCGAACAAAUACUGGUGCAAAUAUUCGCAUAUUGCCUCCUGAUCACCUUCCUCCAUGUGCCAUGGGCAGCGAUGAGCUAGUACAGGUAUCAGGAGUGCCAUCUAUUGCAAAGAAGGCUCUAUACAGAAUAUCAGCUUUGCUGCAUCAGCAUCCUAAUAAAGAAAAUCCGUCUUUGGAAGAUAUCAUAUAUGCCAGUACCCGAGGUUCUUAUCGUUCAGAUUCAUCUAUCCCAGCUCCAUUGCCUCAGGGAAAUCGAGUGUGGUCUCCGUAUUACUCUGAUGUCCGUGACCCAUCAACAGUCUCAAGAUUCAACAGGUAUCCAGAUGAGCCAUCGAGAUAUCCUUCUGGUAGUUUUAGCAGAAACAGUUUCCAGGAGGGUGAAAUGGCAGAAGAAUUUUCCAUGAGAAUUUUGUGUGCUACUGUGAAGAUUGGCGGAGUGAUUGGCAAGGGUGGGACCAAUAUCAGACAAUUAGAGCAACAAACAGGUGCUCGUAUUCAGGUUGAGGAUACUGCACCUGAUGCUGAAGAACGUGUGAUCAAUAUUUCAUGCAAGGAGGUUCCAUGGGAGACAAGAUCUCCUACAAUCGAAGCUGCUCUUCAGAUUCAAAAUAAGACAAGUUCGAACUCUGAUGAUGAUGCUAUCACAACACGGCUUCUUGUCCCAUCAAGUAAAGUCGGUUGCAUACUUGGACAAGGAGGUGACGUCAUAACAGAAAUGAGAAGACGAACUAGAGCAGAUAUUCGUGUUUAUUCCAAGGAUGACAAGCCAAAAUAUACAUCCGCAAAUGAAGAACUAGUACAGAUUUCUGGACCUAGAGAUUUUGCUUGGGAUGCACUUGUGGAGAUUGCUUCAAGGCUUAGAGCAAGAACUUUUCGAAGUGGGAAUUCUUCUGCUAACCCUGCACCUGCAGGCCCUUUUCGUGGGGUUCCUCCUUUUGAAAGAAUUCCUCAUCGAGGUGCACCAUCAGCUGGAAAUGCAGAUUUGGGUUCUGCACGACCUGGUCAUUUUCGUGGUUAUAUUACUGAAAGACAUCCUGAUAGAGGAAUUUCAUCAUCUAGCAUGUUUGAAUCUGAGAAAUCUGUUGGGUAUGAUUACCGGAAGGCUUACGGACAAUCAUAUGAAGCUCCAUACUACCAUUCACCAGCUGCUGCUGGGUACACUAAUUACAAUGCCCCUGCUGAACCUAAGAUUCCUUAUGGUGGGGCCCCUUCAGUUGGCAGAGCUGAUAUAAGCAAUUUUGAUAUUCGUCAGGCCCCUGGAGCGAGAGUCAAAUCGCACAAUCCUAUGUUGGGUGUUCCGGAGCAUGUCAUGGACGUGCACGGUCCUUCAGAAUAUUCAAGGCCAGGACAGGGCGGCCAUCUUCCACCACCCUAUAUGUCUUCCGGAAGCCAGGGCAUACUGCCAUCUCAACAAUCAAUUCGCCCGUACUAGCUCGAACCACAAUCUGUGUUCAAAAUAUUCCUUCGCCCAAAUGCCAUCCGACCCCUUUGUUUGAUGAUGGCAAAUGGAGAAUGACGAAUCCAUGCGAAGUAUAAAUUAAUGUGUAGCUGUUGUAGACAGGCCUUGAGAGGCGAUCAAUUUUCUGUUCUGUUACUAAUUGUUGAACUGAUUUAUGGUUCCCACUUGUGAAUGGAUGGGGAGUUUAGAAGUCUUAUCUUCCUAGCCUUUUUGAAGGCUUCUCAUUUCAGAAUCUUAAGAUUCACCUUUUGCUACUUGGCUCUUUGCAAACUCAAAAGUAUUAUAACGUGUUCGUGUAUUAUUUA
Molecule: messenger RNA, 2631 nt
Organism: Zingiber officinale
Lineage: Eukaryota; Viridiplantae; Streptophyta; Magnoliopsida; Zingiberales; Zingiberaceae
Product: KH domain-containing protein HEN4-like
Exons: 9
Coding region: 317-2299 (660 amino acids)
Biological process (GO): regulation of gene expression
Cellular component (GO): cytoplasm; nucleus
Molecular function (GO): mRNA binding
Source: RefSeq, a predicted model, not a curated record